Aegilops tauschii subsp. strangulata is the source of this 2055-nucleotide messenger RNA. RefSeq lists its product as uncharacterized. NCBI's taxonomy places the organism in Eukaryota, Viridiplantae, Streptophyta, Magnoliopsida, Poales, Poaceae. Gene Ontology annotation, molecular function: protein binding. The record is from RefSeq and is a predicted model, not a curated record.
UUCUGCCUCUAAAUCCAGCCCUACCGCUUAGCACAAAACUCUAAUUAGCGUUACCAGCGUCACAAGAUUUCGAGGCAACAUAUACAGUAGGUGUGUACAGUUUAGUACCAAAACUCUGAUUAGUAACAGUGGUUUUCAGAGAAGAAGAAAUUUGUGUAUCUCGCAUACCCAUUCAAGAAAAAAAACUCUGAUUAAUACUUAUAGAAGACUGGAAUUUGAUUUGGGGCGGUGUUUUGAGAAAAAAAAUUAGUGUGUUUCGCGUACCACAUAACGAUCUUUAGAUGGAGUGGGAAGAUAGAAUACAUUAAUUAAUAUGUCGGUGUACCGGGCAGUUGCAUAUUUGCAUUUGCUGUCACAUUUAUAAUCUCAUGGUCUGAAGAUGCAUAGGUGUCUUGCAAUGAAGUUCUAGCCUUUCAGGUGAUGGUUUCCUGAUAUGUUUUUUUCAGUGGAAUUUUUUUUUCUUGUUAUUGUAUCAAUUCUUGAACGUGAAAUCCUACUGAUGUGUUGGAUGCUGAUAUGUUUUCUCUGUGAGCAAGGACCGUUACCCCAUGGUCAGUCAUGGUCCCUUGGUGUUCUACACUUUUUUUUGGAACUUUUUAUUUUUGCUUCUCUUUUGUAGUUUCAACAGUUUUCCCUAAUGAAAUCGGGGGCUUUCCUAAUGAAUCCCAUAAUAUAAGGAAGAAUCCACCCAAAACCAACCAUUAAAAUUACAUAUAUUUUUACAUGUGCAUAACAAGUCUUGAUACAGGGCAUACAUUAGACCCAAAGAACAACACAUGUUUAUCCAUGGUUCUAACUUCUAACAGGCUAUCUAUGUUUUCAGUUUUCAGUUUUCAUUUCGUCAUUGCCUUGUCUUUCUAAUUUGUUGCCCUUCAACUUGUUAUGUUUUGCAGAGAGUUUGCCAUAAUGCAAAGCCCGAGCAAACUGGGUGCCGCCUCUGUGUCCACACAACCUGCUCCGUCCAUGCUCCGUUGUUGGGCAGACCUCCCAGAUGACCCGCUUCACACCAUUCUUGCUUUGUCAGGAUCCUUCCGUGACAUUCUUGCCCUUGCUGCAACAUGUCGCUCUUGGCGUGCUGCAUUCUGCUCAUACCCAUCCAAAUAUACCUUCUGCUCCAAAUUCCCGCCUCUCCUCGUCCAACUGAAUGCCAGUGUUCAAGCUGCUGACCUCUCUUCUAACAAUGGUCGUCAAGACCUGCACACAUGCAAAGUCAUUGAUCCGACCAACAAGAACAUCCCCCUUUGCUACCAGAUUCCUUUAGAAAUUUAUCAGCAGAUGCAUUUCGCUGGCACUUCCUAUGGUCAACUAAUUUUUUGUCGUGGUGGAGAUUGUCUUGUUGUUGAUGUAUUCAGCGGUGCGAAGGUUUCACCUCCACGUCUCCCAUUCAACGGUGAAUUUGAGAGGGAGAUCUACUUCAGUGCCACCCUGACAGCUCCCCUUGCAUCAUCCAACUCACACCUCCUUGUCAGCACUACAACAUCCUUGUUUGAUUGGCCGGUCGGAAGUGACUUUUGGUCUGAACUCCAGCUUUCUCAUGCAUGGAUAGAACAGAUUGUGGAAUUCAAUGGUCAGUUCAUCGCGAUGGAUGAUUGCUAUGAGAUAUACACUUUGCAGCUGUCCCCCCAGCUUGGUCUGCAGAAGAUAACAGCUGAAUGUGUUAGCAACCUGACCCCAAGCUCAUAUGUGAAACCAUGGCUGGUGGUCUGUGGUGACAUGCUUCUGAUGGUUUCCUGUUUUAGCACAUAUGUUUCAGGCUGGUCAGUAUUUGUAGCACACCACCUUGACAUGUCAACCAACCCUGCAAAAUGGGUGGAGGUAAAGCAGCUGGACAAUUGGGCACUCUUUGCUGGGGGUGAUGUGAGGAGCCGUCCAGAACGACGGGGAGGAAGGAGCAAGUCGCUGUACUAUCCGGGCCUUCACUCUUUUAUUGUGCAUGUGGUGGGCGAUGAACAAGAUCCAUCUGCCGGUCCUAUGAUAGAAUACAAUAGAACCUGGUGCCCCAAUCUGCAACCCCUAUGGGUGUAUCCGAGCAUGUUCUACUCAGAUUGCCAGUGA